Chara braunii is the source of this 2543-nucleotide messenger RNA. NCBI's taxonomy places the organism in Eukaryota, Viridiplantae, Streptophyta, Charophyceae, Charales, Characeae. The record is from the annotation of a GenBank genome assembly.
AGUCGGGGUACCAUCAAAUUGCAAUCUGGCCCGAGGAUCAACACAAAACCGCAUUUCAGACCAGGUACGGUCUGUAUGAGUUCGUGGUGAUGCCUUUUGGCCUUUGCAAUGCUCCUGGCACUUUUCAACACGCUAUGAAUCGGAUAUUCCAUGACUACUUGGAUAAGUUUGUCGUCGUGUACCUCGAUGACAUACUUAUUUUUAGUAAGACUGUCGAGGAGCACGUAGCACACUUAGACAAAGUUCUCAAUCUCCUGCGACAGCACAAGUUCAAGAUCAACGGUGAAAAGUGCGAGUUUGGUUGCACCCGUAUCUUGUACUUGGGUCAUGAGAUCUCCGCGGAAGGGUUGAAGCCCAAUGACCCGAAGGUGGCCAGCAUUCGCGAUUGGCCACGUCCUCAGUCUGUGACUGAGAUGAGAUCUUUCUUAGGAAUGACAGGCUAUUAUAGAACUUUCGUGAAGAACUAUAGCAUAGUGGCCGCUCCUUUGAGUGAUCUGACCCGCCUUGACACCCCAUGGGAGUGGACAGAUAAGUGCGAGGCUGCUUUCAGAUAUCUGAAGCAUGCAUURACGCACUAUGAAGUCUUGAAACUUCCUGAUCCUGACAAGCCGUUCAUAGUCACCACGGAUGCUAGCCAAUACGGCACUGGCGCCGUGCUCGCACAGCAGGAGGGACCAAAGUUGAGGCCAGUUGAGUACAUGUCUAAGAAAAUGCCGUCUCAUAAGUUGGCUAAGUCCACUUAUGAGAAGAAACUCUAUGCGGUGUACAAGGGUCUCACCCAUUGGAGACACUAUCUCCUUGGGAGGUUCUUCAUCCUCAGAACUGAUCAUCAGACCCUGAAAUGGAUGAGAACCCAGCCGGUACUCUCUGACGCUCUCAAGCGUUGGAUCGAAGUCAAUGAGCAAUAUGACUUCGACCCUCAGUAUCUAAAAGGGGAGUAUAACAAGGUUGUUGACGCCCUGUUGCGCAGACCAAACUUCUCAGGUGCGCUGAUUACUGAGUUCAGUCUCACGGACAAUGUUACUCAAUCUUUGGUGGAAGCCUAUCGCGAGGACCAGUUUAUGUCUGAGAUCAUACGCAGACUUGAGGCGAAGGACAAGAAGACGUCCGCCGAGUUUGAGUUGGUUAAUGGCUUGCUGUUCCUUGAGAAGGCAGGGAAUAAACAAUUGUGUGUUCCCAAUAGUGAGUCUUUGCGUAGUUUGUUUCUAGGUGAGUGUCAUGAUGCCACCGGUCAUUUCGGGUAUAAGAAGACCGCAGCCAACUUGCUGCAGCGAUUCUGGUGGCCCACGAUGAUGCGAGAUGCACAGCUGUACGUGGAGACUUGUCAAGUUUGUCAACGGGACAAGCCCCGUACUCAGGCUCCUCUUGGGCUGCUCAAGCCCCUUCCGAUUCCGGAAAGGCUAGGUGAAAGCUUGUCCAUGGACUUCAUGGAUACGCUGGUCACCAGCAAGAGUGGGAUGAGGCAGAUCUUCGUCAUCGUGGAUAGGUUUAGUAAGUAUGCUAGGUUAAUAGCCAUGCCGGAAACAGCGAAGACCGAGUAUGUAAUCAGGGUGUUCAAAGAGAACUGGGUGAGGGAUUUUGGAUUGCCUAAGUCUAUUGUGGAUUGGGAUGAGAAGCUUGCUUUUGUCGCCAGUCUGUACAAUAACGCUGUACACAGCGCUACCGGGGAGGCUGUAGAGCACAUGCAGAAGGCGCAGGCAGCAAUGAUAGAAUCUGAGAAUAAACACCGCCGCCCUUCUACAUUUCAGGUUGGGGACAGAGUCUGGGUCAAGUCUUCAGAACUGGGACAGGAGUUCGGGAUAUCCCGCAAACUUAUGCCUCCGUACUUUGGACCUUGGGAAGUUUUAGACGUAGUAGGGACAGAUCCUGACGGUCCAUCUUAUGUCAUCCGUAUCCCUGGUCAUCUAAGAACUCACCCAGUCUUUCACGCCUCUAAGCUCGCUGCAUUCGAGGAAACUGAUCAGUUUCCCUCUCGUCGGUCAAUGCUGCCCCCAACCAUGGACGGAGAAGUCGACAUCAAUGAUAUCGUCGACCACAGGGAGAUGCCCGUUCAGAAGCCUCCAGGAAGGGGACGUCCUCCAAAGCCAAAGCUGCAGUUUCGUGUCCMCUUCAGACAUCACACAGAUCCGAAGGAGGACCGCUGGUUUACUAGGGAGGCAUUGAUGCAGACCGCUCCUCAAGUCGUUGCCCGCUAUGAGAAGGAUGUAUUGAAAGGAAAGCGCCAGAUGGCUCAGGAUUGAUCUUCUCAGAGGACUAACGAAGAUAUGGAGGAGGGAAUGCGAGGCUACGCCCGCUCAGCCCCCUCGGGGCCCUUUUUGCAAUACGUCGGCCGCCCUAAGUGAAGGCAGACGCGACAGGCCCUCAGGGCCUCGAUUUUCAGGGUACCCCGCAACUGGUGACAUCUGGACACAUAUGUAUGAUGUUGUUUGAUUGCUGGAGUUCGUUAAUGCUCAUCUUCCUUGCACAACAAUUGUGCCCCCAGCAUGCAGAUCUCCUAAUAAACAACAAUCAUGCAAUCAGCAGAAUAAAAUAAAAUCCCACGA